UCUGCGGAGAAAAAUAACGUUGUCAAUUUUAUUGUCGUUUCGAAGCUCUCCGACUCUGCGGAAUAUACUUUGACCCAAAGAGGGCCAUCUUUCACGCUAACGUCAUACAGGCUGGUAACAACAGCUGCUUGAAGUUUUGUAAUAGUGUUCUUCUGUUAUGUCAGUUCAGCCCUGAGGCCGAUGUUCAUCUGUCGCCCGGUUUUAUGAAAAACCAAAAAUGUUUUCCGUUCCUCCUAAUUUUUACGCCAAUUGUGGCGGCGUAAUAGUCAAAUUAUCGAAGUUGAAUUGCGCAAGAACCUUUUUCUUAACUGUCAGAAAUAAUGUCGAUGAUUAUUGUCCAAAUUUGAUGAGAGGCAUUGAUUAUCUAAAAAAUCCACAGUUUAAUAAGGGUUUAGCGUUUACUAUGCAAGAACGGCAAGCACUCGGCAUACAAGGCCUCUUAGCUGCGAAUUACAAAACGCUAGAGGAACAAUUAGCUAUUUGUCAAUUUUCAGUUGACAGAUACAAGGAUCCUUUGAAUAAAUAUCUGUAUUUAACGGAAUUACAGGACAAUAAUGAGAGAUUGUUCUAUGAAUUACUGGCUACGGAUGUCCAAAAGUUUUUGCCGAUAGUAUACACGCCAAUUGUGGGAUUGGCGUGCCAGAGGUUCGGACUUGUAUAUAGAAGACCUCGAGGUCUCUUCAUAACCAUACAAGACAAAGGACGCGUUGCCUCGGUCUUAAGAAAUUGGCCAACAACUAAUGUUCGCGCCAUCGUUGUAACCGAUGGUGAAAGAAUUCUUGGUCUUGGUGACCUGGGUGCUUACGGCAUGGGGAUACCAGUAGGAAAGCUCACGCUUUACACGGCUUUAGCUGGUGUUCCACCUGCAUACUGUUUACCAAUCACUUUGGACGUAGGAACAAAUACUCAGAAUCUGCUAGAAGACCCAAUGUAUAUCGGAUUACGGCGAAAACGUGUGAGAGGAGAAGAAUACGAUAGUUUAAUCGAGGAAUUUAUGCAAGCGUGUGUUAAAAGAUACGGCCAAGAUGUGCUCAUCCAAUUUGAAGAUUUUGCCUUAGCUAACGCUACUCGCCUACUAGCUAAAUACCAGAAACAUUAUUGUACAUUCAACGACGAUAUCCAAGGCACGGCGUCCGUGAUUGUAGCUGGUAUAAUAGCUGCUACUAGAAUCACUAAACGGAAAAUCUCUGAUAAUGUAUAUUUGUUCCUUGGAGCUGGUUCCGCUGGCGUCGGUAUAGCAAAUCUUAUAGUAGAUGCCAUGGCAGAAGAGGGGACUCAAACAGCAGAAGCUCGAAAGAAGAUAUAUUUGUUCGAUGUCGAUGGCUUUCUUUCAACAAAAAGAAAAGAAGCAAUCCCUGUUCAUGCCACGCAUUUGGCUAAAGAUAUGGAACCCACGAAAAACUUCGAAAAGUUUGUAGGUCAAGUAAAAGCCACGUGCCUUGUUGGUGUAUCGACGGUCGGUGGAACGUUUACUCCUACUAUUCUUAAACAAAUGGCCAAAAACAUUGACCGACCAAUGAUCUUUGCUUUGUCGAAUCCGACAAUCAAGUCGGAGUGCACUGCACAAGCGGCUUAUGAUAAUACGGAAGGUCGCUGCAUAUACGCCUCUGGUUCACCAUUCCCUCCAGUGAAUUAUAACGGCAAGAAGUAUCUCACUGGCCAGGGUAACAACUCGUACGUAUACCCGGGUAUCGCACUAGGAGUACUUGCCAGCCGUGCACAUCAUGCCCCCGAUCCGUUGUUCCUUACGGCUGCUAAGGUAUUGGCUUCGAAUGUUACUGACGAUGAUUUAAAACUUGGGCGCAUUUACCCUUCCCUGGGUGACAUCAAGUGUUUAUCCAUCAAAAUAGCUGCGGGAGUAAUGGAAAAUAUCUAUAAAUUAAACCUUGCAUCCCUGUACCCUAAACCCAAAGAUUCAUAUCAGUUUGUUUUAGAUUAUAUUUAUGACUCUUCCUAUAAAUGUUAUACUCCACAAUUCCACGAGUAUCCUGCUGACACCGGAAUUAAAGUAAAAACUAUCAAGGAAAUGAUUGACAUGUAUAAAGCAAAAAACAAGAAGAAAUGAACGAAAAUUUGGGUUAUAUUUUGAAUGAAAAAUUUUAGUGUUGCUAGCCUUGAAUUAUUCGAUUGACUUUAUAAUUGUGGCUUCUGAACAACCUGCCGGAGUUUUAGUGUUGGAUUUGAAAAUAGGUUUAACUAUAUUAAGUUCAACAAACACGUCUAAGUUGUUUUUAACAUAAUAAGGCGAAAGGAUUUACUAAAGCAAGGGCUUGAGAGGAACGGCGGAAACCAUACAUUUUAAUCGAACAGGCUAUGGGCCAGGGUGUUUUAUAACUUACUAUUUUUGUUUAUUUUAUUUAUUGUCGAUUUGUCUGUAACCAAAAAGUAUU
Trichoplusia ni (cabbage looper) is the source of this 2390-nucleotide messenger RNA. Its product is annotated as NADP-dependent malic enzyme-like. Lineage: Eukaryota; Metazoa; Arthropoda; Insecta; Lepidoptera; Noctuidae. Gene Ontology annotation, molecular function: NAD binding; malate dehydrogenase (decarboxylating) (NAD+) activity; malate dehydrogenase (decarboxylating) (NADP+) activity. The record is from RefSeq and is a predicted model, not a curated record. The coding region runs from base 218 to 2065 and encodes 615 amino acids. Gene Ontology annotation, cellular component: mitochondrion. Gene Ontology annotation, biological process: malate metabolic process; pyruvate metabolic process. The transcript is spliced from 13 exons.